Messenger RNA from Schistocerca nitens (vagrant locust), 4392 nucleotides. RefSeq lists its product as uncharacterized. The record is from RefSeq and is a predicted model, not a curated record. NCBI's taxonomy places the organism in Eukaryota, Metazoa, Arthropoda, Insecta, Orthoptera, Acrididae. The coding region runs from base 1 to 4392 and encodes 1463 amino acids. The transcript is spliced from 3 exons.
AUGCACCAAGUUUACUGCUUGCUGGGCACACACACUGUGCUUCCCCCGCCGCCUCCCUUGUGGCGUAAGGCAGAACGCAUCAACGAGCUCAGCAACGAGCUCAGCAACGAGCUCAGCAACGAGCUCAGCAAAGAGCUCAGCAAAGAGCUCAGCAAAGAGCUCAGCAAAGAGCUCAGCAAAGAGCUCAGCAAAGAGCUCAGCAAAGAGCUCAGCAAAGAGCUCAGCAAAGAGCUCAGCAAAGAGCUCAGCAAAGAGCUCAGCAAAGAGCUCAGCAAAGAGCUCAGCAAAGAGCUCAGCAAAGAGCUCAGCAAAGAGCUCAGCAAAGAGCUCAGCAAAGAGCUCAGCAAAGAGCUCAGCAAAGAGCUCAGCAAAGAGCUCAGCAAAGAGCUCAGCAAAGAGCUCAGCAAAGAGCUCAGCAAAGAGCUCAGCAAAGAGCUCAGCAAAGAGCUCAGCAAAGAGCUCAGCAAAGAGCUCAGCAAAGAGCUCAGCAAAGAGCUCAGCAAAGAGCUCAGCAAAGAGCUCAGCAAAGAGCUCAGCAAAGAGCUCAGCAAAGAGCUCAGCAAAGAGCUCAGCAAAGAGCUCAGCAAAGAGCUCAGCAAAGAGCUCAGCAAAGAGCUCAGCAAAGAGCUCAGCAAAGAGCUCAGCAAAGAGCUCAGCAAAGAGCUCAGCAAAGAGCUCAGCAAAGAGCUCAGCAAAGAGCUCAGCAAAGAGCUCAGCAAAGAGCUCAGCAAAGAGCUCAGCAAAGAGCUCAGCAAAGAGCUCAGCAAAGAGCUCAGCAAAGAGCUCAGCAAAGAGCUCAGCAAAGAGCUCAGCAAAGAGCUCAGCAAAGAGCUCAGCAAAGAGCUCAGCAAAGAGCUCAGCAAAGAGCUCAGCAAAGAGCUCAGCAAAGAGCUCAGCAAAGAGCUCAGCAAAGAGCUCAGCAAAGAGCUCAGCAAAGAGCUCAGCAAAGAGCUCAGCAAAGAGCUCAGCAAAGAGCUCAGCAAAGAGCUCAGCAAAGAGCUCAGCAAAGAGCUCAGCAAAGAGCUCAGCAAAGAGCUCAGCAAAGAGCUCAGCAAAGAGCUCAGCAAAGAGCUCAGCAAAGAGCUCAGCAAAGAGCUCAGCAAAGAGCUCAGCAAAGAGCUCAGCAAAGAGCUCAGCAAAGAGCUCAGCAAAGAGCUCAGCAAAGAGCUCAGCAAAGAGCUCAGCAAAGAGCUCAGCAAAGAGCUCAGCAAAGAGCUCAGCAAAGAGCUCAGCAAAGAGCUCAGCAAAGAGCUCAGCAAAGAGCUCAGCAAAGAGCUCAGCAAAGAGCUCAGCAAAGAGCUCAGCAAAGAGCUCAGCAAAGAGCUCAGCAAAGAGCUCAGCAAAGAGCUCAGCAAAGAGCUCAGCAAAGAGCUCAGCAAAGAGCUCAGCAAAGAGCUCAGCAAAGAGCUCAGCAAAGAGCUCAGCAAAGAGCUCAGCAAAGAGCUCAGCAAAGAGCUCAGCAAAGAGCUCAGCAAAGAGCUCAGCAAAGAGCUCAGCAAAGAGCUCAGCAAAGAGCUCAGCAAAGAGCUCAGCAAAGAGCUCAGCAAAGAGCUCAGCAAAGAGCUCAGCAAAGAGCUCAGCAAAGAGCUCAGCAAAGAGCUCAGCAAAGAGCUCAGCAAAGAGCUCAGCAAAGAGCUCAGCAAAGAGCUCAGCAAAGAGCUCAGCAAAGAGCUCAGCAAAGAGCUCAGCAAAGAGCUCAGCAAAGAGCUCAGCAAAGAGCUCAGCAAAGAGCUCAGCAAAGAGCUCAGCAAAGAGCUCAGCAAAGAGCUCAGCAAAGAGCUCAGCAAAGAGCUCAGCAAAGAGCUCAGCAAAGAGCUCAGCAAAGAGCUCAGCAAAGAGCUCAGCAAAGAGCUCAGCAAAGAGCUCAGCAAAGAGCUCAGCAAAGAGCUCAGCAAAGAGCUCAGCAAAGAGCUCAGCAAAGAGCUCAGCAAAGAGCUCAGCAAAGAGCUCAGCAAAGAGCUCAGCAAAGAGCUCAGCAAAGAGCUCAGCAAAGAGCUCAGCAAAGAGCUCAGCAAAGAGCUCAGCAAAGAGCUCAGCAAAGAGCUCAGCAAAGAGCUCAGCAAAGAGCUCAGCAAAGAGCUCAGCAAAGAGCUCAGCAAAGAGCUCAGCAAAGAGCUCAGCAAAGAGCUCAGCAAAGAGCUCAGCAAAGAGCUCAGCAAAGAGCUCAGCAAAGAGCUCAGCAAAGAGCUCAGCAAAGAGCUCAGCAAAGAGCUCAGCAAAGAGCUCAGCAAAGAGCUCAGCAAAGAGCUCAGCAAAGAGCUCAGCAAAGAGCUCAGCAAAGAGCUCAGCAAAGAGCUCAGCAAAGAGCUCAGCAAAGAGCUCAGCAAAGAGCUCAGCAAAGAGCUCAGCAAAGAGCUCAGCAAAGAGCUCAGCAAAGAGCUCAGCAAAGAGCUCAGCAAAGAGCUCAGCAAAGAGCUCAGCAAAGAGCUCAGCAAAGAGCUCAGCAAAGAGCUCAGCAAAGAGCUCAGCAAAGAGCUCAGCAAAGAGCUCAGCAAAGAGCUCAGCAAAGAGCUCAGCAAAGAGCUCAGCAAAGAGCUCAGCAAAGAGCUCAGCAAAGAGCUCAGCAAAGAGCUCAGCAAAGAGCUCAGCAAAGAGCUCAGCAAAGAGCUCAGCAAAGAGCUCAGCAAAGAGCUCAGCAAAGAGCUCAGCAAAGAGCUCAGCAAAGAGCUCAGCAAAGAGCUCAGCAAAGAGCUCAGCAAAGAGCUCAGCAAAGAGCUCAGCAAAGAGCUCAGCAAAGAGCUCAGCAAAGAGCUCAGCAAAGAGCUCAGCAAAGAGCUCAGCAAAGAGCUCAGCAAAGAGCUCAGCAAAGAGCUCAGCAAAGAGCUCAGCAAAGAGCUCAGCAAAGAGCUCAGCAAAGAGCUCAGCAAAGAGCUCAGCAAAGAGCUCAGCAAAGAGCUCAGCAAAGAGCUCAGCAAAGAGCUCAGCAAAGAGCUCAGCAAAGAGCUCAGCAAAGAGCUCAGCAAAGAGCUCAGCAAAGAGCUCAGCAAAGAGCUCAGCAAAGAGCUCAGCAAAGAGCUCAGCAAAGAGCUCAGCAAAGAGCUCAGCAAAGAGCUCAGCAAAGAGCUCAGCAAAGAGCUCAGCAAAGAGCUCAGCAAAGAGCUCAGCAAAGAGCUCAGCAAAGAGCUCAGCAAAGAGCUCAGCAAAGAGCUCAGCAAAGAGCUCAGCAAAGAGCUCAGCAAAGAGCUCAGCAAAGAGCUCAGCAAAGAGCUCAGCAAAGAGCUCAGCAAAGAGCUCAGCAAAGAGCUCAGCAAAGAGCUCAGCAAAGAGCUCAGCAAAGAGCUCAGCAAAGAGCUCAGCAAAGAGCUCAGCAAAGAGCUCAGCAAAGAGCUCAGCAAAGAGCUCAGCAAAGAGCUCAGCAAAGAGCUCAGCAAAGAGCUCAGCAAAGAGCUCAGCAAAGAGCUCAGCAAAGAGCUCAGCAAAGAGCUCAGCAAAGAGCUCAGCAAAGAGCUCAGCAAAGAGCUCAGCAAAGAGCUCAGCAAAGAGCUCAGCAAAGAGCUCAGCAAAGAGCUCAGCAAAGAGCUCAGCAAAGAGCUCAGCAAAGAGCUCAGCAAAGAGCUCAGCAAAGAGCUCAGCAAAGAGCUCAGCAAAGAGCUCAGCAAAGAGCUCAGCAAAGAGCUCAGCAAAGAGCUCAGCAAAGAGCUCAGCAAAGAGCUCAGCAAAGAGCUCAGCAAAGAGCUCAGCAAAGAGCUCAGCAAAGAGCUCAGCAAAGAGCUCAGCAAAGAGCUCAGCAAAGAGCUCAGCAAAGAGCUCAGCAAAGAGCUCAGCAAAGAGCUCAGCAAAGAGCUCAGCAAAGAGCUCAGCAAAGAGCUCAGCAAAGAGCUCAGCAAAGAGCUCAGCAAAGAGCUCAGCAAAGAGCUCAGCAAAGAGCUCAGCAAAGAGCUCAGCAAAGAGCUCAGCAAAGAGCUCAGCAAAGAGCUCAGCAAAGAGCUCAGCAAAGAGCUCAGCAAAGAGCUCAGCAAAGAGCUCAGCAAAGAGCUCAGCAAAGAGCUCAGCAAAGAGCUCAGCAAAGAGCUCAGCAAAGAGCUCAGCAAAGAGCUCAGCAAAGAGCUCAGCAAAGAGCUCAGCAAAGAGCUCAGCAAAGAGCUCAGCAAAGAGCUCAGCAAAGAGCUCAGCAAAGAGCUCAGCAAAGAGCUCAGCAAAGAGCUCAGCAAAGAGCUCAGCAAAGAGCUCAGCAAAGAGCUCAGCAAAGAGCUCAGCAAAGAGCUCAGCAAAGAGCUCAGCAAAGAGCUCAGCAAAGAGCUCAGCAAAGAGCUCAGCAAAGAGCUCAGCAAAGAGCUCAGCAAAGAGCUCAGCAAAGAGCUCAGCAAAGAGCUCAGCAAAGAGCUCAGCAAAGAGCUCAGCAAAGAGCUCAGCAAAGAGCUCAGCAAAGAGCUCAAUCAAUCUUUGGGUUGA